ACACCAGAUUUCAUGAUAGCUAUUUUCGAAACAUUCAGUGUCCAGCUAGUCGUUUCGAAACAUUGGAACCGAACAGAGCCAAAAGUAGUGCGGCUAGACGACUAGUGCGCACCGCGGAGGGGGAUAGUCGAAAUUUGCUGCAGACUUGGCCUUAUUGAGGACACCAGAAAUAACUUAUUAAUUGAAAGGCAAGUAAACAAGCUUCAUUCUGGUAUUAAUUGUUUUUAUGUAAUUUAAUGCAAAUGCGUCAAAUUUAAAUGUUUUCCCUAAUCUUUACUGUUUUAGAGACCCAAUCCAAAGAGAAUCGGCCCGAGGGAAAAAGAGGGAGAAGAGGAAAGUUUGAAAAAACUAAACCCAACAUUUUUUUGAAGUAUUGAUAAAAUGGACAAAGAAGAACAGAUCGAGAGUACUUCACAACUCAAGCCCGAGUAUUCAACAACGACUUUAAUUACUCAAAAAGAUGUUGCCACUGAAAUGAAAGAAUGGAUAAAAAGAACAGAAAAAGACCAAGACAGCACGAAAUCUUCUUACGCUAAUACCAUCGAAUACAUUGAACUCAAACUGGAACACAGACUCUCCUAUUUUGAAACAACUUGGUUUGAGAGGCAAUACGUCAAAACCAUAUUGCAAUUGUGGUUAGAAAAUAGUUUAAAGACGGCUUUCAAGCACUUUGACAACGAAGAAUACGAUAUCAGUAGGGAAAUGUCUGCUGUCUUGAUUAAAUUGAAUAAUAUUAACUCAUUUGAGGAUAUUCGUUCUGUACUAAAAGUAGGAUUUACAAAACAAUGGUGCGACCGAGAGUGUCGAUAUCUUAAACUUAUUCUCGAACAGAAAGAUCUUUUUAAAAACACGCCCCAAUUCGCUGUCUCUUUCAACUGCUACUUUAAUCAAUUCAAAACAUCGUGCAUUGAAAAGGUGUUCUCCCGAUGCCUGAGUGACAUCGUCAAAGAUGAAACUCACUGCAAGAAACACAAGAAAUUCAUUGUCGAAUUGAACAAAUUCCUGUGUGAAGUCAAUAAAGAAAAGAAUUUACAAGACGUUAUGGAGAAGGAAGAAUUCGUCGGAAACUAUGUAAUCGAAGAGAGUAAAACUGGUCAAGAUAUAGUGAAAAAACUAGGGGAGAUGUUUAGUUGCGUCAACGACGAGAUGAGCAGCAAAAUACCGGAAUGGCUCCAAUCUUUUUUAUCAAUAGUGAUGACUUUAAAUGAGAACGAAUGGACUAAGGAAUUGAAUGCACUGACAAAAGAAACCUGCAAAAUAUUCUUUUUACCCAAAACUGAAAUAGAAUUAAAGGAAGAAGACGGAAAACAAAUAAUUGCCAUCAAAGGAAUCGCUAUCUUCGUCAGCAAAAUGAUUGAGGAUAUGAAAAGAUUGAAAUUUGAAAACCCGAAUAUAGAGGAAAUAAAAAUAGUUGGACUAAAAUCCGUUCACAUUGACUGUGACUUGAAUAACGAAACCUGGCACGGAAUAAACAUCGGCAUCGUCACUGAAAAGCUCGUCGUUGAAGGCACCACUAACGAGGACUACACAGAUACUUCUACUGGACUCUGUUAUUGGGACGUAUCAGGAAUAAACGCCAUUCCCAACAUAACAUUUGGAGAGACUCCUCAAUCAGGUGAAAAUGGAGGCAACGUUCACGUCGUUUGCAGAAAAAUAAUCAACGGACAGAAAUGGACAAUUGUUUCUGACGGAGGCGACGGAAGUGCGGGCUACAAAUGUACCAAAGAAGAAUUUGAAGAUUUUUUUCUAAAAGUUGGCAAGUGGGAGAUGCAAACCGUUUUAACAACAUUAAAUCAAAUUCUACCAAACGAAAAUCGGAAAUAUGGCAAAGAUAUUAUGCCAGGGCAUAUGAACAGUUUUUUUAUCAAGGGCACCACGGUAAACGGCAGUGAAAUCACAGCAAAAUUUUACGAGGAAAAAAACUACCAGGGAAAACUUCUUUUAAUCAAAGGAAGCCAUGUCGGACAAGGUAGAUAUGGUGGCGACAUCACCAUUGAAUGUAUUAACAACGCUGCAGUAAAAACGAGCAAAAAUUCGUCAAAAACAUGUGGGCUCCCAUUCACGGGCAAGAAUAUAAAUCGGAAAUUAAUAACAACGGUAAGAAUCGGAGUUUACAAGGCAUCCGGUACUGACGGGAAAAUUGGAAAAGUGGCUGGCGACGUGGCUUAUAUCCACAAUUACAGGAAAAAAGACAUUGGAUGUGAAGUCGAACAAAUUUUUUAUGGGUUUGAUCGUGACCAAAAGAUAAAAAUCCAGUUAAAAGUGGAUAAAGAAGAUAUAAAAACAGGAGAUAGGACCGUGAAAUAUGAAGAAAAAAAGUUUGCGAGAUUAGUCUUUUCUAAAUUAUCUACAAGUAAUUCACCAGGAAUUGUGGUGGAUGUUGCCAAGAAGAAGGCCGUCAUUCGUCAAAGUCUCGUCCAACACUGUAAUCAAAUAGACGAAUGGAAGCAAUUAAUCAAAGGUAGCAAAAAAAUGUUGUCCGAACCAAAUGAAGAUCACUCGAAAAACGUCGAUGAGAUUAUGAAAGAAAUAGAAAAGGUAGAUCAAUUCAAAACACAACGACAAUGGCAACAAUUUGAGAAAAUGGACCAGGAACAAUACGUCAAACAAGCGAUAGAUUCAUCAUCACAGUCUUUUCUAAAGCCCAAAAUGAUCGGCCGUCAUCCCGUAUUUUCAACUGACUGCUCCGAGAAAUCCUUAAAAAAGGUUAACUGCCUUGAUGUUUUGCCAACAGAGGAUGGUAUUGAUAGUGCCCUUCACUGCCUUUUAGGUCAUCUGAAUUCAGAGGGUAAAUACGUCUGUAAGGACACGAAAGGAAUUCGCAAGAUUAUGGCCAAAAAAUUCCGAAAAAAAUUUCAUAUUCCUAAAACAUAUCGCAUCAUUGGCAAGUACGUGUUAAAAAACUUUCCCAAAGCCAUUAGUAAAAGUAAAGAAAAUAUGAAACCCAUCGUAGAAAAGUAUCAACAGCUAAAAGAAGUUGGAACCCAAAAUCAAGAUUACAACUUCGUUGAAUUUUUUUCGUUAGAAGAUGAUGCUGAAUGGGUUAAAUUGUGGGUCCCUUGCGACAACGAUACAAGAUACAUUUCUUUAAAAUUAGAAUACAGCAAUUACAUCGAAUCAGCAGGAACACUAGGAUUAGCCGAACUGGAAAUAUUGGCAGAGGUUUUGAAAAUCAGAAUUCAUGUUUAUCUGCAUCAUGUCUACGAACACCAUAGCUCGUAUUUUCAAUACUUUCAAACUCUGAAUCCACUCCCAAACAAAACAACAAAGGUACAAUAUGAUGAAUAUUUCAUUCAGUACGACGGUAACGGGCGAUGGAAAAAACUUUCACCCAAUUACAACCUGGAAAUCUUUUGUAAAAAGUUGACUGCGCCAGCACAUAUAACGAAUACUUCAACAUUCGCCCCAAAAAACGAACAAAAGAUUAAUCAAAUAUAUUAUGAACAACUGAAGUCUUGGAUCGAAGGAUAUAACAAUAUUAAUAAAAUGACUUUUGUCAUCACUGCCAUUGAGAAGUUUAAUCCCCAAAACAAGACGCCAGAUAAACUAUCUCAACUACUUUUGAGCCGAUUAAACAACCUUAACAAUGACGUUGAACAAACAGAAAAAUUUAUAUCUGCAAUUAGUUCACUAACGGAAUGGGUCGAGUACUACAACAACCGCAAUAUUAAUCCCUUUUUCUAUCUACACAUCUUGGAAGAUCAUAAACCAGACGACUGGGAAUUCAGAUUCAUUCUAUUGGAAUUGGAAGAACGGUUAGAGAAACCAUUCACAGACAACAUAGAGAGAGAAAACUGGAUAGAAAUUGUUCGUAAAAAUUUGAUCAGUCACCAAUCGUUGCUUGCUAAAAUUGCGAUAGAAAAUAAAAAGGAGAGUGAAAUUUUGUUCUCUUUGGAUGUAAAAACAAUGUUACCGAUGUUAGAAUGUCUUGAAGAGAAAAGCAAUGUGACACGAAGUAAUGUGGGUUUGGACAACAAAAAUUUUAACAGUGGGAAAACAGAUACGCAACUGACUACCGAAAAUGAAUGGAAAUCAAAAAGCAAAAAAACAUUGAACUUAUCUAAUAACAAAGCAGAAGAGAUACUUGACGACAAUUUUGUUGCGGGGCACAAUUUAACACUGGAAUCAAGAAAUGUGAAAGCGAUUAUUGAUGAAAUGAAGAGAAAAUAUUCCAAGGACAAACGCAACAUAUUAAACGUGAUAGAAAAUAUUGAAAACAUAUUGAAGUUGUAUGAAAGACAGAAGAUUGAAUUCGAAGACAUCUUCAAAAUAAUUUUAGAAAAGAAGGGGAAAAAUGCAAAGGUUAAUUAUCCUGAACAAUUAAAUAUUUCUAAACUGAUGACAGAAAUGAAGAAACUUGGUGAAAAACAUAGCGAUUAUAAACGACAAAUUCAGUCAUUCAUUAAUGAUGGUCUAGAUAUCAACGAUGACACUUCACUAACAACUUUUCUUUGUAUUUUUGAUCACGUCGUUAAACAGAAAUUGGGAUUCGAGCUAUACGACACUCAGAGAGUCGCCAUUAUGACUUUGUUGGUUAACCAUAAAACAUUUGCGCAAGUAUCGACUGGUGAAGGCAAAUCAAUUAUCGUGGCUGGACUUGCCAUUGGAUUUGCUCUUUCGGAUCGUCUUCCUUCAAAAGACUCAUCAGCAAAAAGAAAUCUUCAAAUAGACGUUAUCACUAGUAACGAUGUUCUUGCCAUUCGUGAUUCUUAUUUGCCAGUUUCCGAAGGAGGAUUGAAGGAACUUUACGAUUUUUUUAACGUCACCGUGGGAAAUAAUUGCAGUAGGUCUGUAGAUGAUCGAAAAAAAAUUUAUUACAUGGACGUCGUAUACGGGACACUAGCCAACUUCCAGCGUGAUUAUUUGCUUGACGAAUUUUACAACCACAACAUACGAGGUAACCGAAAAAUGGCAUAUGGCAUCAUCGACGAGGUGGAUUCUGUGUUGCUGGAUUGUGGCAACAAUAUGCUCUACCUGUCGCACGAUAUCCCUGGUAUGGAGAUGUUUGAAUUUCUUUACGUUUUCAUUUGGGAGAAAACACGAGACACUUCAGCGGAAAUGAUAAAAUCCGAGAUCCUCUAUGAUCUUUAUGGCCAAAUAACAGAAAUAGAUCUAAAUAAUAUUUACACUCCUUUAGCGGAAGAGGAACUAGCGUCCGAAAGAUCUGCGAUAUGGGAGCAUCUGAUUAGGAGAAAAGUUAUUAACCCACAAGGGCGUCUCGAGAUAACCGACGCAAGCGAAAUUACAGAAGAAAAAAUUGACUACCUUCCGACAAAUGGGAAGCUUGAAAAAAAAAUACUGAAUCCAAAAAUGGUUUUCUACUUCCGUAAAAUAGCAGAGCGCAAACGUCGCAUCCACAUUCCGGAUCAUUUGUUGCGUUUUGUCGAUAGACACCUGGACACUUGGCUGGACAAUGCCAGGCGGGCAGAAGAACUAAAAAAAGACGUGGACUAUGUAAUCGACCAUGACCGCUCAGACACAAGACCUGAUCUGAAUCCGCAAGUGAUCAUCAUCGAUCCUGACACGGGAACGGAUCAAUACAGUUCGCAGUGGGAUGGUGCCCUGCACCAAUUCCUUCAACUCAAGGAAGGAUGCAAAUUGACAUUGCAGAGUCUCAAAGCAGUGUUCAUCUCCAAUGCAACUUACAUAAAGAAAUAUAAUAAAAUAUUAGUAGGUGUGUCGGGAACCCUGGGCUCUCUUCCAGAAUAUGAUUUUUUGAAAAAACAAUACAAUUGCGAUUUCAUUACAGUUCCAACUGCUUACCCCAAACGCUUCAGCCUCAAACCCUCCAAAUUAUUUCAAACAAAAGAAAGUUGGCGAAGGGCAAUCAUCGAAGAAACUCGUGAGACGAUCAGACAAAAACGUUCCGUCAUUGUUUUUUGCCAAUCCAUAAAAGAAGUAAACGAAGUUCAUAAACAACUAAAAUAUGCAAUCAAGGAGAUCAAAGAAAAUAAUAAUCGCAUCCAUCGCUACACACGUGAUUACGAGAAAUUCAAGUUUGAAAAUUCUAAACUGGAUGUCGGACACGUGAUCGUCGCCACCAACUUGGCUGGUCGGGGGACGGACAUAAAAAUCAGCAAAAAUCUAGAAACCAACGGAGGUCUGCACGUUUGUUUGACAUAUUUCCUUGAGAACGAAAGAGUCGAGGAACAAGCGAUGGGUCGUGCGGCAAGAAAAGGGGAACCGGGAAGUGGAAUCCUUAUUUUAUGCGAAGAACAAACUGAACAACUGGGUGAGUCGAGCACAAAUGAAGAAUUGGGGGCUGAGAAAAUAUUUUUCAUGAAGGAGGAAAGGGAAUGUAAAAAGAGACAACGAAUUUUACGCCUGGGAAAAGAUCUCGAGCGCAUUGAAAUGCUAGAAAAAUUAUUCGAAUCUGUCACAGAAUUUCGUUUGGAAAAGAAAGCAGCAGAAAAAGAAUAUAUUAAAACGAUGAACGGGGGAAACAAUCUUGACAAAUACAUCUUAAAUCUAUUGGACAAAGAUUUUAUGCUUAAGCUUAUUCAUUACAACGCCCUAGACAAUUGGGCUCUUUGGUUGGACGAAACAGAUUACAACUUCAAAUGUUUUCAUAUAAAAAAAAACAUCAUAAUGAUUAAUUUGUAUUGGUUUAAAGAAAACAUGCUCAAAUGGAUGAUGCCGACCCGUAGAAUCAUCAUUGCCAAACACUUAGCAGACGCAAAAUCAAAAAGUAAAUUGAGUCACCAUAAUGGAAUGGAUCCAAAAGAAGAAGCAAGUGAAAUUUUGCAUAAACUUAUGAAUUCAACUGACAAAAUAAUCUACCCAGCUGCUUUUUACUACAAGGCUUUUAUUCUCCUCGCGCAAAUGAACAGGGAUGAGAUGGAUUUCAAGAAAAAGAAAACGGAAUUUAUACGCACAUUACGACAUGCAGAGACUAUUUUGAAUCUGCACAACUAUAUGCAAAUUUAUUUCAAGCUAAUUCAUGAAUCCAAGAUGAAACCUAACCACAGACCUUUGCUUUGUCCCGUCGAUGGUUACAGGGAACAGAAACAGAACAAUAUAAUAAUCCUUCAAUAUUUCAUCAAUUCCAUCCAGUUCCUGUUAGGCAAUAGUUAUUUUUCAGCUUGGGAUCUUCAACAAGUACUAGGACAAUUAGAAAAAAACAAAGAAGAAGGAAAACACAGCAAGAAAACAGAAGAAGAAGUUGAAGAUCAUGAACAGAAAACAACGGCCAUAAGAAAAAGAGCAGAACAAUUAUUUCAAUCGUUGAUUAGUUCAAAAUGUAUCGUAUGGAAGGUCAACAACUCUGACACUGUACCGAAUUACAAAGACUCCAUUAAAAUCAUAGCCAGCAAAUACAACAUCGAACGAUUUUUACUGGAAGACACAAUCACUUCCGUCUUUGAAAAGUGUCCGAGGGAUGCAAAGGAAACAGAAAAGGAACUCGAAAAGGAGAAGCUGAUUUCGUGCUCGAGGAAGGCAUUCUGGACUACACUUGUGAAUGCUGGUGCCCUAAAUAAUGCUGAAAAUUGCAUCGUUAUAGAGGAUUCAGAGCUCGUAGCAAAACUCGACCGACGUGAAAGGAUCGAAAUCCCAUUUAACUUUGUAUCCGACGGAUACGUACAAUAUAAACCCAAAUAUUUCAGUCAAAAGGAUUUGGAAAUCAAAAUGAUAAUGUUUCCUAAGUACUACGUCAAAGAUAAUCUUUCAAAAGAAGAAUAUCUGCGAUCAAAACCAAAAUUUGAAUCCAACAAAAUCGCACAAAUAGAUUUCAAGAAACUUGAGACUGUCGAUCUUAAGGCUUUUGGUCGGCUUACUAAGGAUCGCUUACGCCACGCCAAUUUCACACCUACUGAAAGACAAGUGAUUUGGGAAGAACUAAGAAAACAGGAAAUUAUUAGUGAUCAAGGUUUUCAUUUACCCCUUGCACCCGAGUUCAAAUAUCCUGAUUGCCCAGUCUACGAAGAUACCAUUAGAUGCCUAAUCAAGAAAACGUUCCCAGCUGAAUUAGUUCGACGGAGCUGGCUAGAAUUGGAGCCGAAAGAUAAAUCCUCUACUGAAUAUAUCCAGAAUCUUAAAAUGAUCAAUUUGCUGCCCGAGAAACCCUAUCGUAAAUUGCUAGGUCGUUUAAUGGAGGCGCAUGUCAUUUCUGGAGUUCAAGUGACCGAAGAAAUGGGACUCGACGUCCUGGAAAAAGAAGUGAAAAAGAUAACUAAAGACAAAAAUGAGUUUGAUUGUAUCUUAAAUAUUCUGAAUGAACGCCGAGCAGAUUACGUUGCCGAAGAGAUGAAACCCGACAAUGUUACACUCGAAUGCAUUGAAGGAAAAGUAAUCCAGAGUAACAUGAACAGCCUGUCCAGCGAACUUCAAGUUUUUUGGCUUGUUGGAUUUGAUCAUUUCAUCGGCUUAAAGAGUCGAAAUAAGUCCUGGUUAACAAGAGCCAAAGCGAUUACCACCAUCAUUGGAGGUCUUGUUCAGUGUGUCGUUGGAGUCGCAAUAAAUUACUGUCCUAUAAUAGACAAAUUAGGUUCAUUGCUGGGCGAUUUGACAAAAACAGGGUUGGACGACAUUUAUUUUGGAAUAAAAGCUCUCAAGUCACCAUACGAUUUGAUGUUCUAUUACCGUGAACAUAAGAUAGAAAGUUUGAAAGAAUCUGGAGGACUUCUUGGCACCAUUACUUCGUUAGCUAAAAAACGUAACCAUUAACCAAUGAAUAUAAAGAGAAUGAGAAAAAAACAAGCUAAUUGCAUUAAAGGAAAAUAAUAGAUGACAGCUUUGUCACUCGAGAAAAUCUUUAUUUUUUUCUUAUAUUAUCAUAUUGGUUGGUCUGCUUACAUAAAUUCUUGCUUGCUUGUCCUUGAAACCUAUUCUGGUGGAUAUGCUUUUUUUCCCAUAGUACUAUCUUACACGAUUUCAUGGUGGAUUGCUGUAGUCGAUGCACUUUGAUCUCUUAUUCAAAAAAGGCAAAGUGCGGAAAAAUUCGAAAAACUCCUAAUAAUACACUUAUUUUGGAGAACUUGUAGUGACGAUUCAUUUGUCAAAAUAUUUUAAUUUGAUAAUGCAGAAUAAACACCUAACAAGAAAUAUCAAAAAAUUAUUCUUAAUAAAAUCCUAUCAACAUAAAUAAAAACUUAAAACA
This is a messenger RNA of Daphnia pulex (common water flea), 9097 nucleotides long. RefSeq lists its product as uncharacterized. The transcript has 5 exons. Gene Ontology annotation, molecular function: ATP binding; ABC-type protein transporter activity. Lineage: Eukaryota; Metazoa; Arthropoda; Branchiopoda; Diplostraca; Daphniidae. Gene Ontology annotation, cellular component: membrane. The coding region runs from base 382 to 8664 and encodes 2760 amino acids. The record is from RefSeq and is a predicted model, not a curated record. Gene Ontology annotation, biological process: protein import; protein targeting.